Molecule: messenger RNA, 5007 nt
Organism: Cladophialophora yegresii CBS 114405
Lineage: Eukaryota; Fungi; Ascomycota; Eurotiomycetes; Chaetothyriales; Herpotrichiellaceae
Exons: 2
Coding region: 1-5007 (1668 amino acids)
Biological process (GO): Ras protein signal transduction; positive regulation of GTPase activity
Cellular component (GO): plasma membrane
Molecular function (GO): guanyl-nucleotide exchange factor activity
Source: RefSeq, a predicted model, not a curated record
AUGGCAGCUGCUAUGGUCGCAUCAGAAUCUUCACUCAGCAGUCGCGUUUCCCUGAUUUCUCUUGACCCGGCCAUUGCCAGUCAGAUCACCGGUACAACUCGAACAACAACCGACCCUUCCGCCUCACAGUAUGGCUCCAGCCCGAGAAAAAGCACAAAAACGCCCGAUACCGAGGUGUCGCGCAAGCAUAUUAGGAACAAAUCUGCUCCGAGCGUCUCGGAUAAGAGGGGACAGACGUCGCUACGGCGCGUGAAGGAUAGUACGGAGGUCCUGAGACAGCGCUCUACAAAGUCCUCGAGCAGGAAAGCAAAGCAGAGUCUGGAGCCUGUGCCCGACAACGUCCAUGGGCGUAAUUUCACCGUCGGCAAUGUCGGGACCGGAGGUGUCCUUUAUCUGACUCCUUCAAUGCGUCAGAAAGCUAACGCGAGUCCCUCCUCCAUUGCCUCGCCGCCGCAAUUGCCAUCGACUGCACCGGCUCUGCUUAACAAUGGCGAAACACGUGUUCGGCCAAAAGAAAGGUCCUCCACCGGCAGGUCAGAGUCUUCUUCUCAAUCUCGACGGUCAGCUUCGAAGCGAUCAGUCAGGCCUUCGCGGAGACCUGCAGUCGUUCUCAACCAUGGUCGGUCGCAGUCGUUCUCCACAGUCGAGGAGCACCGGCAGUCUCUGCUUGGGCCCCAGGCCCGAACCGUGAGAAUCGUCAUCAAUCGCCCAGAAACAGCGAGACCGAGCACGUCGCAAGAUUCCACAAAGGAGCCUGCGCCGGAGCUGCUUCCAACUCUAGAAGUUCCUAUCCCACAUUACCGUAUCGGUACUUUCCGUCUGAGUUCCAACGGAACGCCCAUGCUGCGGGGUUCCUCCUACACACGGGCCUCUGCCACACCAUCCGAUGUUACGCCUACUACGGCAAUCAUGCAGGCUGAAGGUUAUUUUGGCGGGCCGCCGCCUGCCAGCUUCAAAGCAUUCGCCAGUCUCGAAGCGAAGGAGACGGGCGCUAUGGAUGCUGCCUCCCUCCGACCACCGAUGCGAUUCCUGCCCCAGGUAACGUCUGCAUCGACUUCCAGUUUGCCCAGUAUGGUCAAACCGGAAGUAUUUGACGACCUGACUCAGAUCUAUGAUGAUCCCUCCGUUGUCCGGUAUUGCCAGAACGUGAGAGAGAUCACAGCAGCUACUCCCGCCCGCAUCAUUGCUCAGAUUUCGUCCGACUCGUUCAUGGACUACGACCUCGUCUCAGACUUCUUCCUCACCUUCAGGUCCUACAUGUCCACCUAUCAGGUGCUCGAUCUGCUGCUGGCGCGGCUGAGGUGGGCUAUUAGUCGACUGGAAGACGAUGGGCGGAUCAUCCGAGUCCGCACGUUCGCUGCUCUUCGACAUUGGAUCCUCAACUACUUCAUGGACGACUUCUUUUUCGAUCGCCGCCUGAGGACGCGUUUCUGUAAAGAGGUCAACAAAUUGCAUCUCGACGUCAAGGCAAGCCCGAAGCAUGGGUUUAGUGAUCUCAAGCUGUUGCGCGACUUAAAGCGAUGUUGGAAUGGACGUUGUUCAUUGUGCUGGGACCCCGAGGACUUCGAUCUGGACGGCGAUCAGGACGACGAGAUCCACCCCGGAGGAGAUGCCGAAGAUGAACAUACGCCGAAGUUACAAACUACUUUACAGCCUCCGCACAUAAGAACCGAGUCGCCUCAAACACCCGUGCUAAGGGGGCCGACUCACAGCUGGUUCGAUCCAGACGCUGUCGUUAGACCCAGCCACGAACGCCAGGAGUCCGCAAAUUCGGGCCUCUUGAGUGACGGCAGUGUUCAAGCUAGUUCCUGCUUUGUCCCUAGGAAGAUUCUCCGCCCUGGUGCCGAUGACGAAGCUGUGCGGUCCAGAGCUCGGCAUCCAGUUUCAGUACAACUGAGGCGCAAAAACGCUCCAGCGAAUCUGCAAGUCAUCACCCAACCGACAGCGAAAUCGAAGUCGAUCGGGCAUAGAAAAGGAGCAAGUUCAAUCGAUAGUAACAGAGAACCGACCCCACGCAAAGCCCAAGCUGACCCGCUGGUAUCCACGAUAGAUGCCGGCAGCAUCAUUCGGGGGCUCCUGUACAGUCCUAGCGCCCCAUUCGUGCAGAUUGCUUCCUCCCACUCAACCCACUCGCUCGACAGGAGUGACACAUUACGAGCCGGGUCUAGAAGAGAGCCCGGUGGUACACAGCCGGCUGCACAACCUCCUGGAAGGAAUAUCUUCGGGUCAUUGCGGAAAGUGCUAGGAAACAAGCAUGGCCAGCUUGAUGUGACGCUUCUAACGGUUUCACAAUCCGCCCAAGAAGUGCCCAUCCGAGGUCAAACAUCACAGCUACCGCUCAACAUGUCCAAGUCCCACGAUGAACUCCGGAACAAGACCACAGGAGGUAUGCAAAGAAAAGGCGAAGUCCGUAUUGACCUUCUGUCAGCAGCCGUUUGCCAGAAUUACGAGACAAAGUUCCCUUCCACGCAUCGAAUAACCUACGGAGCACUCUUCGCCACGAAUCCUGCUCUACGACCAGCUACGUCGAGCGAAGAAAGUCUUAGGCCGCAGCGAGCGGCCAGUCAUGCUACUCGUCAAAGUGGUUCGAUUUUGAUUGUGGAUGACACGCGUCUCGAUCUCCCGUCAAUGUCUGGUGCACUCGCCAUGGCAAAUAAGGAGCUCGACUUUAUACCCGCCCCCGUGCUUGCUAGUCCUCCUGGCGCUGCUCUGGACAACCGCAAAGAGAGUUUUGACGCAGUCGCAACACGAAGAAGCUCAAAUGCUCUACCGGAUGACCUAGACAUGCCGCCCACACAAGGCAGCAACGAUACGCUUGAGCAGGUGAUGGCGGAUUUGGGUGUUCCCGUAAGAACGUCGGAAGACAACGGUUCGAUCUCUCCUAUGGUCGAAAGAACACAUUCUCCCACCACAGCCAGUUCCACAACCGUGAAGGAAGACCUCAAUCACGCCAACACGCCUGCAGUCGAGACUGAACUCACAACCGUUCGAAAAAGCACAGAAGGUCAAGAUACGGAAGAAGAGGAAUCUGAGUCGGAGCUGAAAUUGCCAACUCAGACUCUGAGGCGGCGACCAGGAGGAGACUUGCGGGGCGUGGAAAAUGUGCAAGAGCUGGACCAUAUGGUGCAUCACACUUCUCUCGAUACUGCCAGCGCAAUGUCCGAUUCCCCCCAUGAGUCCUUGCUUAUCAUGAAGACAGAGACUGUCAAGCAUGCUCCUCCAGUGGAUGGUCCGCCAGUUAACAAACCUAUUUCCCUGAUCAACACUCACUCUUCUCAGCACCUUCGCCCUUCCUUCGAGGCAGCAGUUGCCGGUUUCUCUGAUAUUCCCGACGAUGAUGAUGGUGGGCUCGAGGCUACUCUAAUGAAACUUGAGGGUCGUUAUGAAAAGAGGUCACCUCCCAUGGAGCAGCAUCCCUUGGACGGGAAUUCGAGGCGUCGAUCAUUACCAGAGCUUAGCCGUAUGUCACAGUCGCGACUUCAAGAGCAUCCGGUCAAUGUUGAAGGCCCAAUUGCCGGUCCUUCUGUGCAUGUCCGUACGACGGUAGACGAAAUCGCCUCUGAAGAGUCGAACGAUGAACCUCUUACUCCGGAACCAGUGUUAGCCGAAGUCAGGCCAGCAGGCUCGCGGAGGUCUUCGAUCUUUGGCCUGCCGACCGAAUCGAUUGCAGAUUCUGAAGAUUCGUAUGGUUCUCUGCCGCUCUUGCAGCGCGACGAAGGCCAUGAGAGUUCUCCGGAGCUGCCCCCUCCGAAAUCCCCCACAGAUUUACCACUGGUUGCUCCAGGAUAUUUCCCACAGGACCCGCCGCAGUUGUUUCACCUACCGAAAGGACCUCCGCCAAGUGGUAACAAGCACAGGAACAGCGUUCCUCGCCCAGGCACGGCUAAUGAGAGCGCGCACUCGUUCCUUCUCGACGAGGACGAGAAUCUAUCGGAUUUGUCCUCGGAGAUUUCGGUCGACAUCAUCAACUAUUCAGAGGUUGUGGACCGCUCGAUCUCGCCCAUGCUUGCAGCUCCGGGUACUGCUAUCUCGGGGCUAGAGAUACCGGCGCACCCUUUGACCUAUGCUUCAGUCGUGGAUCUAAGAAUACCCACGCCACCAGCACAGGCCUCGGUUCCAGUUCCGCAGGUCAAGAAACCAGAAACAAUGAAGUCUGCAAGCACAGAACAGCCACCUAAACAACACAACUCUCUGUCCACUAAUGCCUUGGCACGUCUGCCCGCUGGUCCCGCGCACAUGCCCUUUAUCCUCGCCUGUGACUCACAAAUCCUCGCCCAACAGAUGACACUGGUCGAAAAGUCGGCAUUAUGUGAAGUCGAGUGGUCAGAUCUGGUGGACAUGCGGUGGGAUACCAAGAAUGCCGAGGUGGUUGACUGGGUUGAGUGUCUCUCAAGUGGAAAUAUCCGUGGGAUCGACCUGGUCAGCACGCGUUUUAACCUGGUUGUGAAAUGGGCGCUGUCGGAAAUUGUCCUGACCCAGGACAUCCAGGAACGGGCUCGGGUCAUCACCAAGUAUAUCCACGUGGCAGCACAUGCACGUAGGUUGCACAACUAUGCCACAAUGCUGCAGCUCACACUUGCCCUCACCUCUACCGAUUGUACUCGUCUAUCGAAGACAUGGGCUUUAGUGUCGAGCCCAGACAAGUCUCUACUCAAGCACAUGGAAACUCUGGCACAGCCCCUGCGCAAUUUUCACGACUUGCGAACGGAAAUGGAAUCGGCCGACCUCAAUGACGGCUGCGUUCCUUUUCUAGGGCUCUAUAUUCGCGACUUGACAUAUAAUGCACAGAAGCCCAGUCACCUCCCUGGUGCGCCUAACAACGAGUCUCUGGUCAACUUCGAGCGUUAUCGAAGUACGGCUGUGAUUGUCAAAGGUCUGCUUCGACUUAUCGAUGCCAGUUCCAAAUACAACUUCGAACCUGUCCCAGGGAUUAUCGAGCGAUGUCUCUGGCUGGCCGCGCUGAGCGACGAUCGAAUACGUAGUGCAAGCCAAGCUCUGGAGGAGUAG